Penicillium chermesinum is the source of this 564-nucleotide messenger RNA. RefSeq lists its product as uncharacterized. The record is from RefSeq and is a predicted model, not a curated record. Bases 1 to 564 code for a protein of 187 amino acids. Lineage: Eukaryota; Fungi; Ascomycota; Eurotiomycetes; Eurotiales; Aspergillaceae. The transcript has 2 exons.
AUGGCAAAUGCGGUGAACUAUUUGAGCCUCGCCGCCGUACAAGCAGAGAUCAACCGUAUCCCCAGAGAACGAUACGAGUGUGUGUUGUACGGGGUGUGGAAUACUAUCCUCACCUGGCAGUUCAGGGUCGAAAAUGGCUACGUGACCAGGCCCCAGGAUCGGCAUUCCCGCCAACGUGGCCGCGCAGGAUAUUCGGACCUCCAUACCUACCAAUAUCCGGCUGUUGGUAGAAGGGCAUCAAAGUUCUUGAUUGUCCAAUGUAAGAAGCACGGCCACGAAGGGGAAGCUAGCACCUGGACACAAGGCAGGAAUCAGCUGCGGCAGUACCUGUCUAAUACCCAUGGGCGGCGGCGUUGGGGCACAAGGACCCCAGUUUACGGGAUCUUGAGCGUUGGACACUUGGUACGCUUCUACAAAUAUGUAGAUGUCGGCGAGGAUAUUCGAGACCUGAAUAUCCAAAGUAUCCUCCGCUCGACCCGUAUUCGAAAUGGGGACAGCCUCCAUAUACAGACUGACUGUCGUCAGAUCCAGAGGAUUCUCAACCACAUCAGAUCUCACCACUGA